GCUUCCUUGAGGGGUAGCGCGAGUUUCGACGCGCACGGUGCAGAGCCAUUCAUCUCUAAAUAAAGUUGUGCGUUUUCUGUUGUGUUGACAUUUUGUUCACUAGUUAAUAGCUGUGAUGAUUUCUUUAAAGCGAGAAAGGGAGCCUGAAGUAGAUGAUGAUGACGAUGAUAACGAAAACGGCGUGACAGUCAAAAUCAGACGUGGACGUGUAGUAGAGGAUCGCAGAAGCCGUCACUGCCCUUACUUGGACACAAUAAACAGGAGUGUGCUGGACUUUGACUUUGAGAAGCUCUGCUCGAUUUCUCUGUCCCACAUCAAUGUAUACGCCUGCCUUAUAUGUGGGAAAUACUUUCAGGGAAGAGGUCUGAAGUCUCAUGCUUACACUCACAGUGUCCAGUUUAGCCAUCAUGUGUUUCUCAACCUGCACACGCUAAAGUUUUACUGCCUGCCAGACAACUAUGAGAUCAUUGAUUCGUCACUAGAAGACAUAACAUAUGUGCUGAAGCCAACUUUUACCAAGCAGCACAUUGCAGGGUUGGACAAGCAGGGUAAACUUUAUCGAGCUUACGAUGGCACAACGUACCUGCCAGGCAUUGUAGGUCUCAACAACAUCAAAGCCAAUGACUACGCCAAUGUGGUCUUACAGGCUUUCUCCAAUGUUCCACCUCUGCGUAAUUAUUUCUUGGAGGAGGAAAACUACAGAGGAAUCCGAAGGCCACCAGGGGAUAUAAUGUUCCUCUUGGUGCAAAGGUUUGGUGAACUGAUGCGCAAACUUUGGAAUCCAAGAAAUUUCAAGGCCCACGUUUCUCCUCAUGAGAUGCUGCAGGCUGUGGUGCUUUGCAGCAAGAAGAACUUCCAAAUUACCAAGCAAGGAGAUGCUGUGGACUUCAUGACAUGGUUCUUAAAUGCCCUUCAUGGGGCUCUUGGGGGCACAAAGAAAAAGCCAUCUAUCAUUACAAAAGCCUUUCAAGGCUCGAUGCGGAUCUUCUCCAAGAAACUUCCACACCCAGAUUUAACCCCUGAGGAGAAGGAGGCAUUGCUUGUAACAGAAGAGUAUCAGGAACAGAUGUCUGAAUCCACCUUCCUGUUUCUCACACUUGACCUCCCAACAGCUCCACUCUACAAGGAUGAGAAGGAGCAGCUUAUAAUCCCACAAGUUCCUCUGUUUAACAUACUGGCCAAGUUCAGUGGCAGCACAGAGAAGGAAUACAAAACCUACAAGGAGAAUUUCCUCAAAAGGUUCCAGUUGACCAAACUGCCUCCAUAUCUCAUCUUUUGCAUUAAAAGAUUCACCAAGAACAACUUCUUUGUGGAAAAGAACCCCACAAUAGUCAACUUUCCUAUCACGAACGUAGACCUUCGUGAGUACUUGACAGAAGAAGCUCAAGCCACAGAGAAGAACACAACUUAUGACCUUGUCGCCAAUGUGGUGCAUGAUGGAAAACCCACUGAAGGAGCCUACAGAAUACAUGUUCUGCACCAUGGAACUGGGAAAUGGUAUGAGAUGCAAGACCUGCAGGUGAUAGACAUUCUUCCCCAGAUGAUCACUCUGUCAGAAGCAUACAUCCAGAUCUGGAAAAGACAAGGGAGUGACAGUGACACAAACAAUCAUACAACGGUGUAAGUGAGGCAAGGUUUCCACCAGAAUGAUAUUCAAUUGAUUAAAUUUAACAAGAUGUUGACACUGAUGGGAGCAAGUCAUGGCUUUGUCUUUACAGCCACAAAAAAGCAGUGUAAAUGUUUUUGUUUUAUGUUUUUACUGUGGAUGUUUCUAAAUAAAUGAGCUACAUUAUG
Betta splendens (Siamese fighting fish) is the source of this 1794-nucleotide messenger RNA. RefSeq names its product ubiquitin specific peptidase 39 (gene usp39). The record is from RefSeq and is a predicted model, not a curated record. Gene Ontology annotation, biological process: spliceosomal complex assembly; protein deubiquitination; mRNA processing. The transcript is spliced from 13 exons. NCBI's taxonomy places the organism in Eukaryota, Metazoa, Chordata, Actinopteri, Anabantiformes, Osphronemidae. The coding region runs from base 116 to 1624 and encodes 502 amino acids. Gene Ontology annotation, molecular function: cysteine-type deubiquitinase activity; zinc ion binding.